Molecule: messenger RNA, 1696 nt
Organism: Amphiprion ocellaris (clown anemonefish)
Lineage: Eukaryota; Metazoa; Chordata; Actinopteri; Pomacentridae
Gene: foxq1b
Product: forkhead box Q1b
Exons: 1
Coding region: 202-1089 (295 amino acids)
Biological process (GO): anatomical structure morphogenesis; cell differentiation; regulation of transcription by RNA polymerase II
Molecular function (GO): DNA-binding transcription factor activity, RNA polymerase II-specific; RNA polymerase II cis-regulatory region sequence-specific DNA binding
Source: RefSeq, a predicted model, not a curated record
AGACAGAUCUGUAUUCAGCUGUUCCAUACUGAGGCUCAGGGUGCCUCCAGCGCUACGGUCGAGCCUCUACACCACAGCAACACUUUGCUGUCAGGACUCCUACACCUGCUCUGCUGCUCAGCCGAGACUACACUCCGACAGAAGAGACAGUUCCGGCUGCCAGGUUACUGAGAGGAGAAGAUCAUCCUGUUAGUUGGAAAAAUGAAACUUGAAGUUUUCUCUGCCCACCACUUCGCGCAGAAGCCGCUGGAGUUGUGUAUGGACGCGGUCGGAGGAGUCCCGUCUCCGCUGUCCGGAGACGAGCUGGGGUCGGACGGGGACUGCGUGGCCAACAGCCCGGCACCUGUCACACAGAGCGGCGACGGCGGCAAGGGGAAGCCCUACACCCGCAGACCCAAGCCUCCCUACUCCUACAUCGCCCUCAUCGCCAUGGCCAUCCGGGAGUCCAGCAGCGGCCGCCUCACUCUGGCAGAGAUCAACGACUACCUGAUGAAGAAGUUCCCGUUUUUCCGCGGCAGCUACACCGGCUGGAGGAACUCGGUGCGCCACAACCUGUCACUCAACGACUGCUUCCUCAAAGUGCUGCGGGACCCGUCCAGGCCCUGGGGCAAGGACAACUACUGGAUGCUCAACCCGCACAGCGAGUACACCUUCGCUGACGGGGUGUUCCGUCGCAGGAGGAAGCGCAUCGCCAAGAGGCCCCACAAGGAGCAGGAGAGCCCGGACAUCCUCAGUGAGGACACCCGUCUCCCCGCCCCGGAGGAGAGGGUGGGGGCAAAGUUUUCCAGCUCCUUCGCCAUUGACAGCAUCCUCAGCACACCUUUCAAACGGAGGGAGGAGAGCCACGCUGACGCAGAGCACCCCGGGCCCCGGGUGUACUGGUCCCCAGGGGCCCACCUGCUUCCCUACACUCUGAACUACCCGACACAGCACACUUACCUGUCAGAGGCAGCGUACAGCGGCACAGAGCCCAGCAGGGAUGCUCCCACAUACCUCCGGCACACCGCAGCCGGCAUGGCCGCACCUGAGGCCGCGUUCAAGAUGCCCAGCAAGGCGCGAGGUUUCCAUAUAGACUCCCUGCUGUCGUGAGACACUUGGACUGCUGUCAGACGCGUGCGUUUUGACGCAUGGUGUGCACUUUUGUGGGUGAUUUUAGCUUUGAGUGAUUUAACUGUUUAAGUGUGUGGGACUGUGUGUCUCAUCAGGACUACUGUCAGUCAUUUAGCAGUGAAAAGAAACAACAUGGCGUGUUGUCUGUAUAGAUCUGUGUGGUGACUUAAGCAAAUUAGUAGUGUCAUCGCAAGACAUUCCACUGUGUGUGUGUGUGUGUGUGUGUGUGUAGGUGUGUGCGUGUGUGUGUGUGUGUGUGUGUGUGUGUGUGUGUGUGUGUGUGUGUGUGUGUGGUUUAGAGAGUGAGUACUCAUCUAUUCAUGGUUCAUUGGUCAUUUCUACUGUAUGACGGCAGCCAAGUGCCAUGUUAAAAAAAAAACCCUAUCAGUCUAUUUAUACUUUAAUGUUUUGUACGACCUGCUGUAUAAAUAUUGUAUGUAUAUAUCUGUGUAAAAAGAUACUGACUGAGCUGCGUUACGAUUCACGUGGCUGCACUAGAAGCGCAUGGAAAAAUGUCCCGUUUUCCUGAGAAUGAUCGAUGCAUGCCUGUUAUUUUUAUGAAUAAAAAAAACUUGAAACAAUGGAA